Penicillium concentricum is the source of this 243-nucleotide messenger RNA. RefSeq lists its product as uncharacterized. NCBI's taxonomy places the organism in Eukaryota, Fungi, Ascomycota, Eurotiomycetes, Eurotiales, Aspergillaceae. Bases 1 to 243 code for a protein of 80 amino acids. The record is from RefSeq and is a predicted model, not a curated record. The transcript is spliced from 2 exons.
AUGGCAAGCGGACACAAGCAGCCUACGAGAGAUAAGACUGCUGCUAUCGACAGACCUUGUUCCGGCAUCAAAGUCAACUUGGGGAGAGGAAUCUCCCUUGACCCAGAGCCCGGCAACGACAACGACAACCGAGACACCAACGCCUCCUCGGCCCCGUCCACUUUGUCAGCUACCUCCGGCUCGUCGGCGUCUCCUACUAUCACGUUUGCAACCACAGCUACCCGCGGACAGAAGCGGAAAUAG